Molecule: messenger RNA, 1877 nt
Organism: Cydia pomonella (codling moth)
Lineage: Eukaryota; Metazoa; Arthropoda; Insecta; Lepidoptera; Tortricidae
Exons: 8
Coding region: 658-1731 (357 amino acids)
Source: RefSeq, a predicted model, not a curated record
UAUUAAAAGAAAAGGACGCCCAAUGUGAAAGAGCUAUGUCAAAAUGUAUGCAGCAAACUGACACUAGGCAAUGUUAAUUAUAUUAUGUUAAUUGAGUCCUAGUAUUUUAAAAUAAUAAAAUCAUCGAUUAUCGACGAUGUCUGUGGAGCCCAUUAUGGUGUAGUUUUGUAUUCUUUUUGUCUAUAGAUUUUUUGUUCCUCUCUGUCAUACAAUUAUGUCGUAAGUAAAACAAAGACCGGGAUAAUCCGCGCAAGUUGAAACUUGUCAGUUAGGCCGCGACCGCGACCAUCGCGACAGAUUGUGAUACAUGUGCGCAGCGUAUUCAUUCGUUUGAUUAUUUCGUCUUGAUAAUAUAUUAGUCACAAAUCACUAACGUCAGUUCGAGUUCAGUUGUAAGAAAAUUCGAGCGUGAGGUAGUCGCAGAGUGCGCCUCGACAUUGUUAAAUUUAAAUAAAAUAUACUUAAGUAUAGUGAGUUAUGUUUUUAAAUGUGAAAUAAAUAUUUAACGUGGAGGGCCAACUUGAAAGUCUCGAUGUAUCAUUUAUGAAAUGGGUUUGUUUACACUUUUUAGUUGACUGAUGGUAGUUAAUUGUAGUUUUAGUUAGUGUACGUAGUAGAAAUUUGUAUAUUUAGUUUGAAAUCAAAACAUUGAUACUGAUGGAGGGAAUUCUCAAAUCCAAACUGCCGUUGUUGCUAGUGGCAUUCUGCUGGGGAGCGGCGGCGGGGCAGCCCAUAGAGUGCGACGGGUACCAGUACAACUGCACGGACGGCUACUACUGCGACAGCGUUGUGUUCAAGUGCCGCAAGUGCAUCAACUGCGCGGAAUUCAGCCGGAGCCCCCCGCUCGACCCCACCAAGAAAUGCAUCACAUCGGUCGUUGAUUGCGGAGUCUGCUUUGAAGGACUGACGGAAGGCGUGCAAGGGCUGCAGUGCGUGUCGGCGCCCGUGUCGACCGCCUAUGUGUGGGUGGCCAUCGCGCUGGGCGGCGUGCUGCUCUUCGUGGCCGCCGUCGCCAUCGUGGUCUACGUGCUGCGCAACACCGACACCUUCCGCGUCUUCGCCUCCAGCACGUCGCUGCAGCCGAGCUGCAGCAGCGGGCCGCCCGCGUCGGCGCCGGAGCCGCCGCCGCCCUACAACACGCUGUACACGCCGGUGCGCCCCGAGUCGCCCGCCGCGCCGCACCCGCCGCACCUCACUCACGAAGAAGCGGCGAGCCCGUUCAUAAAGCGGCCUCCGCCGCCGCCGCCGGCGCGCGAGCGGGCCGGCCAGCAGGCGGCCAACGUCUACAACAACCCCAGCUACGUGCGCGGCCCGCACCUGCCCGCCGACCAUCAGACGGCGGAGCGCGAGCCCGAGCCGGAGUUCCUGCACGACGAGAGCACCGCCGAGAGCCCGUGGCGGCCCGGCGACGUCGCCAACAACAACGCGCACGUCGACAAUUCGGAGUCCGGCAGCAGCAGCGGGGCGUCGCCCCCCGCGCCGCCGGGGGCGCCGCUGGGGGCGCAGCUGGCGGCCGCGCGCGGCGCCACGCUGCUGCGCGCGCCCGGCCAGGGCGGCACGCCCAGCAAGGUGCCCCGCCUGCGACAGGACACGAACAACAACAGGAACGGCCGCGAGCGCGAGGACGAGGAGACGCAGCCGCGUGCGGAUGCGGGCGCGGGCGCGGGCGCGGGCGGCGCCACCUUCAACAUCCUCGUCAACGUGCAGCAGCUCAACGACGUCAAGCUGUGAGCGGGGCCCGCCGCGGCAACGAUCCGGCUUUGCUCAAUACUGGUUUGCUCAACCUGACAUUUACGAAGCAUUUAACCGCUCAACGAGAUUACCUAGUUCUAUGUGUCCACACGCGCAUUGACGUCAGUAUUUUCUACCUCAAUUAA